CACGUCUUAAGACAUCAAUUUCACCCAAUUGUCCUUUGGCCGCCACUCUCCGCCAUCCCUUCUCGAUUCACCCAUCCUUUAUCUAUCUCAUUUGGCAAGGAAUCAGAGCGUGUGCGCUCUAAACCGUCACCAUGGUGAACAUGAUCAAGCGGAUGCGAAAGCUGCAAGCUCUCGUCAAUAUCCGCGUUGGUACCGGCGCCGCCACUUUCCCGUCAGCUUCAUCCGCAACCAAAGAAUUCCCCGCCAUCACCCGUCUUCACCUCACAUACGCCCGCAAGAUCUACGGCGGACACCAAGGUGCACGACAUUUCUGGCGCAACUGCCUGCCUCGGCUGAAGUUCCACAACCCGGCGAUCCCGAUGACCGUGAGACCGACCGACGAGCAAGACGGACCGGCCGCCUUGACGAUAUACUUCGCCGAACAGGCCAGCAAUGCCGCGUCAUUGACGGCGUCCCAGAUCGACGACAAGCACGCCCCUAAGCCUUCGGAGACGGAAAAGUCGGCAGUCCUGGACCUCAAGAACCUCGACUACCAGCAAAUCUGGAACAAGGUCAAGAUGGUGACCGGGGCGCAGGAGAUCGCCGCGACUACGGAGGAAGAGGCCGAAUUGCGGAAGUUUGAGCAGUGGAAGCAACAGUCGGAGAAGGACCGCGUGAGGAUGGCCGCCCUUCGACAGGCGAAGAAGGACCAAGAGCGCAUGCUCUUAGAAGCUCGGGGAGAGGUUGAGAAGCUGAGGGAGCUGUAAAGGCUCUGCGCUUGACUUUUGUGCUUGUUAAAUGCCUCUUUGGAGGGAUGGAAUUGGGUUUGUGGAAAAUUCACAUGGAAAUGGCCCAUUGUAGCAUAGCCCUUUGUUUUGAUGUCGAUUUUCUUUUUUGCUGUACUUCGAUCAUAUAGUUCUAGGGAUCAUCUUUUUUGUGGAUUAUAAUGGAUUUAAGCUGAC
Aspergillus steynii IBT 23096 is the source of this 941-nucleotide messenger RNA. RefSeq names its product mitochondrial 54S ribosomal protein mL61. NCBI's taxonomy places the organism in Eukaryota, Fungi, Ascomycota, Eurotiomycetes, Eurotiales, Aspergillaceae. Gene Ontology annotation, cellular component: mitochondrion. The transcript is spliced from 2 exons. The record is from RefSeq and is a predicted model, not a curated record. Bases 132 to 746 code for a protein of 204 amino acids. Gene Ontology annotation, molecular function: structural constituent of ribosome.